ACGUUUUUAUGACGGAAAAUGUAUUCGGCUACACUCAUCUUUUUCAGCGUAGCUACUGCUCAUGCCGGUGUCGUGUAUCCGGUUUUGAUUGAAAGCAGAAGCGGCAACUCAAGAGGCGCUGUUCAACUUUCUAAAGACUACGUCAUAGACUUGGAAGAAUCCAGUGUUUUAGGGGACAGUCUGUAUUUUUCCGAGGCUAAGCAUGGAGAGGUGAAUCACGAAUUGAUGGAUACUACAGACAUACGUAAUAGUGUUUAUGAAAAUUCGGAACACAAGGCAUCCUUUACAAUUACUGAAACAGACGUGGGAAUUGAAAUGGAAGGAUACCUAAACUUUACACAUGGAAUUGAGCCAUUGAGAAUACAUGAAAAAUCCGGCCGAGUCCCUCACAGAAUAUAUCCGCUACCGACGCCUGAAAAGGCGAUCCACUUGGGAAUUCCCGUUGAAGAACGUUCCGAUGGAAGUCUACUGCCAAAAAAUGACGCUGCAGAGCCACCCACCGUGUGGCGACCUGAAAUGUACGUCAUGAUUGACAGUGUAAUACACAAGGCCCUCAAGGAAAGCAAAUUAUUACAGGCUCGAUACAUCAUAAGGCUGAUGAACAUCGUGAAUGCAAUCUUCAAGACGGUUCGCAAGCCCCGAAUAAACCUCCAGCUUGUUGGAAUAUUCCGGUUUCCAACGAAAGAAGAUGAGUAUUUCAUUGUGGAAGAAGAUAAUUUAGUCUCAGCGUAUGACUCACUAAAAGCCUUUGGAAAAUUCACCAUAAACACCACGUUCAAAAGGCCUGCUGAUUUCUACCUGAUGCUCGUUGGGCGCGGCUUAGUGAUGCCUGACGAGGAGACUAAGAAAUUAUCUAAUGAUGUUGACGGUCUCGCAUUUGCAGCAAUGGUGUGCGUGAAAGGCAUCAAUGUAGCAAUAAUUGAGGAACAACCUGCUAUUUACUAUAGUUUCACCACUAUAGCCCACGAAAUCGGGCAUUUGCUCGGGAGCAAUCACGAUGGAAGUGGUCCCUUGGAAUAUAUCCCGAAUCAUCCUGGUGCUCUUGACUGUAAGUUACCAGAGAAAUACAUUAUGAAACCUCAAUGGCCUCGUGGACCGCCUUUCGCGUUUUCGAAUUGCAGUGAGGUGCAGAUGCAAUUUGUUUUGAAGCUACGUGGAGAGAAAUGCUGGAAAACACAAUCCGACUAUGACUUUUUUACCGUCACCAAGGAUGUUGCGGGCCGUUUGAUCACACCGGAGACGUUCUGUCGACGCAUUAACCCAGAGCAAUACUCAUCGGCCAGUAUGAAGAACUGCGUCAUAACGUGCCGUAAUAAUGUGCCCACCAGAAACGGUUACUACCAAAUAGAAGAAAAGACCCACUUCGCUCCAUUUGGCUACCCAUGCGGAAAUAAUGGAGAGCGGUGCUGGUUCGGAAACUGCACAAAUAUUGACAGCGAGGUUUCUUAAACAGUUACAAGGUGGAAAAUUGCGGUCUCAAAUAUCCACGCCUCUGAAGAAGUAUAAAUAAAAGCGUUUCUUUUUGCCUUU
Ixodes scapularis (black-legged tick) is the source of this 1530-nucleotide messenger RNA. RefSeq names its product venom metalloproteinase antarease-like TtrivMP_A. Lineage: Eukaryota; Metazoa; Arthropoda; Arachnida; Ixodida; Ixodidae. The transcript has 14 exons. The record is from RefSeq and is a predicted model, not a curated record. The coding region runs from base 19 to 1449 and encodes 476 amino acids. Gene Ontology annotation, molecular function: metalloendopeptidase activity. Gene Ontology annotation, biological process: membrane protein ectodomain proteolysis.